AUGCCUCCAAGUUGCGGUGUUGGUUUCAUCUCAAUUGCAGCCGUGUCUGCUGCAGCCUUCAACAUGUCGGACUUCGUGGCAAAAGAGUCCAAGAAGAAAACAUCGGAUCACAAGAUCUUGAAAACAUUCUUGAUUCUCUUGGCAAUCGCAAUGAAUUCCUGGUUUUCAACAAUCUACCUUCCAAAUGACGAAUUCAUCGAUUCAUUGGGUGAUUAUCCACGUCACAAUGGCACGGCAUAUGGUAAUUCUACAACACUUCCAAUCAAGAAUGGUAAACCUCGUCAUCUGGCUCUAAGCGCUUUUGCCACCGCCAUCUAUUUUGCACUUCAUGUGAGUCUAUGUAUUCAGAUUCAGAAUAAAAAAAUAAAUCAAAUUCAGACUCUGAACUAUGGAGCAAUGCUGAACCUAUCAAGCGACUUUUGUCAACAUCUCGCCAACACUCGUCCCCAAAUUUUUCUCAAAAUCAUCUCCCAAAAAGCGUUGUUUUGUAUUCUGUGCUGGGCAUUAUUCUCGCUGAUGGUUCUUGGUUAUGUGGUCAUUGCUCCAUUACAAAAAUGUCAUGUUAUUGUUAAUUUGGCGCCGGAAACUUGGGUCAACAAAUAUAUCGGGGAAGAGGUAUGGAAAUUAUUACUGGGGGGGGCUACAAUGUAGCUCCAUGAUGACGUUUUGCAAAGUAUUUUUUUUCCAAGUUCACAAGUGAUCACGAUCACGUCAUAUUAACUGUUGAACAUAACUGUGAACAUGAUUUUUUUCCUGGUUUCAACUUCUAAAAUCAACUUCUAAAAAAUUUUUCUUCACAACCAUGAAAAAUUACUGUUUCAAAAUUUCAAUAUACUAUUUUAUGUAUUUUUCGAAAAUUAAUGCUUGUCUCUCGUUGAUUUCAUUGACAAAAUAUUUUUCCAAUGAUAUUAUUAGCUCUAAAUAAUAAUUUUGACAUCACAUAAGUUCGCCUAACUGUUUUGAUUCGCUGAAUUAAUUUUAUCAAGUGGGGAAGGAUGUAAAUAAUUUAUUACCCUUAACAAUAAGCCUCUUAUGCUAAAAGUUUAAGUCCCUUUUAAAAUCUAAAUCCUAAUUUAAAAUCUAAAUCUUAAGUGUGAAUCGAAAGGUUUUGUCAUCAAUAAUAUUUUUUUCAGAUGCUUCUAACUUCAAUCCUUCUCAUUCUGUUCUAUGUUCCAAAUUAUUACUAUGAUUUGAAACAGCGUCAAGAUCCAGAAAGCAAUUCAGAAAAAUACUCAUCUUAUGUAACCUUUCUAACAAGAAUCGGUUUGGCUUCCUCAUUCUUUAUUAUAUCCGCGGUUUCAUUUGGUCAAAUCAAUCUUCCAUUUUUCGGACAAUUCUUCGUUUUUCUACCAUUCCAAAUAAUUUUGGCGGUGGAAAGCACCGAAUUUUUCCGGUUGGUUUUUUUGUGAAAUUUUAAUUUUAAUUAAAAAAAAUUUAAGAUUUAUGCUAAAUAUUUCAGAAAAGCUAUCAACUGGGAAAUUUUUGGUCCCAAAAGAUCAACAGUCAAACCGUUUGCUUUGGAUGCAAUUCCUUGA
Caenorhabditis angaria is the source of this 1535-nucleotide messenger RNA. Lineage: Eukaryota; Metazoa; Nematoda; Chromadorea; Rhabditida; Rhabditidae. The record is from the annotation of a GenBank genome assembly.